AUGCCGUUCCACCCGGUGACGGCGGCGUUGAUGUACCGGGGCAUCUACACCGUGCCCAACCUGCUGUCGGAGCAGCGACCGGUGGAUAUUCCUGAGGACGAGCUGGAGGAGAUCCGCGAGGCCUUCAAGGUGUUCGACCGUGAUGGCAAUGGCUUCAUCUCUAAGCAGGAGCUGGGGACAGCCAUGCGCUCCUUGGGUUACAUGCCCAACGAGGUGGAGCUGGAGGUCAUCAUCCAGCGGCUGGACAUGGAUGGUGAUGGCCAAGUGGACUUCGAGGAGUUUGUAACACUCCUGGGACCCAAGCUUUCCACCUCGGGGAUCCCGGAGAAGUUCCACGGUACUGACUUUGACACUGUCUUCUGGAAGUGUGACAUGCAGAAGCUGACCGUGGACGAGCUGAAGCGACUCCUCUAUGACACCUUCUGCGAGCACCUGUCCAUGAAGGACAUAGAGAACAUCAUCAUGACAGAGGAGGAGAGCCACCUGGGCACCACCGAGGAGUGUCCUGUGGACGUGGAAACCUGUUCCAACCAGCAGAUCCGCCAGACGUGUGUGCGCAAGAGCCUGAUCUGCGCCUUCGCCAUCGCCUUCAUCAUCAGUGUCAUGCUCAUCGCAGCCAACCAGGUGCUGCGCAGUGGCAUGAAAUAG
Messenger RNA from Arvicola amphibius (Eurasian water vole), 648 nucleotides. It is a transcript of the gene Cabp7, whose product is annotated as calcium binding protein 7. Gene Ontology annotation, molecular function: calcium ion binding. NCBI's taxonomy places the organism in Eukaryota, Metazoa, Chordata, Mammalia, Rodentia, Cricetidae. The coding region runs from base 1 to 648 and encodes 215 amino acids. The transcript has 5 exons. The record is from RefSeq and is a predicted model, not a curated record.